Molecule: messenger RNA, 1955 nt
Organism: Lingula anatina
Lineage: Eukaryota; Metazoa; Brachiopoda; Lingulata; Lingulida; Lingulidae
Product: peroxisomal acyl-coenzyme A oxidase 1
Biological process (GO): fatty acid beta-oxidation using acyl-CoA oxidase; lipid homeostasis
Cellular component (GO): peroxisome
Molecular function (GO): acyl-CoA oxidase activity; FAD binding; fatty acid binding
Source: RefSeq, a predicted model, not a curated record
ACAAGACAAGCAAGAUGCCGGGAACGGCCAAGGUGAAUCCCGAUCUCCAGAAGGAGAGGAACAGAGCCACUUUUCCUGUCCAUGUAAUGACUUAUGUAUUAGAUGGAGAUCCUGAAAAAACGAAAAGGCGGAGAUACGUAGAGAACCUUGUACUCAACGACCCUGUGUACAAACACAAACCAGUGUGUUUCAUGUCUCGCGGGGAAAGAUACUCCCUGGGGAUGAAGAAGGCGCUGCAUGCUGUGAAAAAAUUGAAGGAACUCAACCUGACGGACCCUGCUGAUCAGUACUAUUACAGAUCGUUCACAAUGCCACACGAGAAUUCCCCAAUUGCCCUCCAAGACGACAUGUUCAUUCCCAUACUCUCCACACAGACCACCGAUGAGCAAAAAGCAAAAUGGCUGACACUGGCAAAGAGUCUCCAGAUUAUUGGCACAUAUGCACAAACAGAGAUGGGACAUGGCACAUUUGUGAGGGGUCUGGAAACUACUGCUACCUAUGAUCCCCAAACUGAGGAGUUUAUUAUUAACAGCCCUACUCUGACUUCUACCAAAUGGUGGCCUGGAAAUUUGGGAAAGACCACCAACCAUGCUGUAGUCUUGGCCCAGCUGUACACAGGUGGCAAGUGUCAUGGUAUUCAUGCCUUCAUUGUCCAGCACAGGGACAUGGAAACCCACCAGCCAUUGCCAGGCAUAGAGGUGGGUGAUAUUGGCCCUAAGUUUGGCUAUGAGACAGUGGACAAUGGCUUUUUACGUUAUCACAAUGUCCACAUACCACGGGACAACAUGCUGAUGAAAUAUUCUGAGGUUACCAAAGAUGGUCGCUACAUCAGAAAAGCCAAUGAAAAGCUGACUUACGGCACGAUGGUUACUGUACGAUCCGGAAUUGUUAGUAAUGCAGCAAGACAACUUGCAGAGGCCUGUACCAUUGCUAUAAGAUACAGUGCAAUAAGACGACAAUCUGAGAUGAAGCCAGGAGAACCAGAGCCACAGGUUUUGGACUACCAAACCCAGCAACACAAGUUAUUUCCCUUGCUGGCCACCAGCUAUGCCUACUGGUUUGCUGGUCGCUCCAUGAGGGAGACCUACCUGGAUAUCCAGAGUCAAAUCAUGGCUGGGGACUUUAAGCAGUUACCAGAGCUCCAUGCCCUGUCAGCAGGUCUGAAAGCUAUGAGCACCUGGGCAGCCAGUGAAGGUAUCGAGACAUGUCGACUGUCAUGUGGUGGCCACGGCUAUUCACACGCCAGUGGUCUGCCAAAGAUCUACGUGGAUGCAACACCGGGAUGUACAUAUGAGGGAGAGAAUACAGUGAUGAUGCUACAGACUGCAAGAUAUUUAAUGAAAGCGUGUGGACAAGCAGCCCAGGGGAAUGAGUUGCCAGGUUUUGUGGCUUACCUAAAUCAGAAAGGACUGGACAGGUGCAUGAUUGGUGAUGACCUUAGUUUGGUCAGUCUGGUAUCUGCAUAUCAACACAGGGCUAGAAGGUUAAUUGGUAAAGCUGCCCUGCAGAUGAAGGCCCACAUGGAGAGAGGAAAACCCCAGGAGGUGGCCUGGAACUUGACCUCUGUCCAGUUAGUCCACUGUGCCAAGGCCCAUGUCCAGUGCUAUGUGCUGAAGAACUUUGUAGAUUCCAUUGAACAAUACAGCCACCAUGAGGAUGUUGCCAGGGUGUUGACUCAGCUGUGUCAGCUGUUUGCUGUGGAUGGUAUCCUGAAUAAUGCUGGAGACUUUUUGCAGGGUGGCUUCAUGUCAUAUGACCAACUGGACAAUAUGACCGCCAAAUUGCUGGACCUUUUGGCCGCCAUCAGGCCAAACGCCGUGGCUCUGGUGGAUGCAUUUGACUUCAGUGAUCACCUCCUUCAGAGUGUGCUGGGCCGCUAUGAUGGAAAUGUCUAUGAGAAUAUGCUAGAAUGGGCCAAGUCUUCNGGAGUGCAACACCUAAGCAAACAAAGCUAG